Molecule: messenger RNA, 1126 nt
Organism: Physella acuta
Lineage: Eukaryota; Metazoa; Mollusca; Gastropoda; Physidae
Molecular function (GO): neuropeptide hormone activity
Source: RefSeq, a predicted model, not a curated record
AGAAAGUCAAGCUAUGGAGAAAAAAUCAGUAGAUUUAGAUGAGGAGAGCGAACUAGCAAAGCGACCAUUCGAUUCCAUUUCCGGCAGUCAUGGUUUGUCAGGAUUUGCCAAACGACCAUUCGACUCAAUUUCCGGUAGCCACGGCUUAUCAGGAUUCGCCAAACGGCCAUUCGACUCAAUUUCCGGUAGCCAUGGUUUGUCAGGAUUCGCCAAACGACCAUUCGACUCAAUUUCCGGUAGCCACGGUUUGUCAGGAUUCGCCAAACGACCAUUCGACUCAAUUUCCGGUAGCCACGGCUUAUCAGGAUUUGCCAAACGUCCAUUCGACUCAAUUUCCGGUAGCCAUGGUUUGUCAGGAUUCGCCAAACGACCAUUCGACUCAAUUUCCGGUAGCCAUGGUUUGUCAGGAUUCGCCAAACGACCAUUCGACUCAAUUUCCGGAAGCCAUGGCUUGUCAGGAUUCGCCAAACGACCAUUCGACUCAAUUUCCGGUAGCCAUGGUUUGUCAGGAUUCGCCAAACGACCAUUCGACUCUAUUUCCGGUAGCCAUGGUCUUUCCGGCUUCGCCAAACGACCAUUCGACUCAAUUUCCGGUAGCCAUGGUCUUUCCGGCUUCGCAAAACGACCAUUCGAUUCCAUUUCCGGAAGUCAUGGUCUGUCUGGAUUCGCCAAGCGACCUUUCGACUCAAUUUCCGGAAGUCACGGUUUGUCAGGAUUCGCUAAAAGAGAUGUGUCCGAGGAAGAUGAAAGAUCGUUCGCUUUGUCUGGCGAAGAAGUGGAGGAUAUUUUCGAGGAUUAAAAAUUCAACCAAACUAUAUUGUUAUUUUCAUCUGUUACAAAAGCAAUGACCGAAGUCAUGUUUCUUACUUAACAAAACUAGCUCUACUGAAUCAAUGGAAACUUUUUCACGUGAAACUUCAUCUGUUGGCAAACAUCUGAAGAUCAAAUACCUGGCGAACAGGACCUAAACUAAGACCUUUACACGAAUUCUGUUUUUUAAGUCACAUACACACUGUCAUUUCUAGCAAAAUAAUUUUAUUUUUUCCCCUUUUUGAGAAAUUAAUUGAAGAAGAAGCUGAGACACGCAUGCAUGGUCACGUGAUUUCUAAAUAAAGUAUCAAUUCUU